GGCAAGUUGUUUACGUUUUUCGCACACGUGCUGACGCAUCUAUUAGUAAUAUUAUCGUUCUUUAAGAUUAUUAAACGUAUUUAAUAAGUGAACAAGUAUUAAUCCAAUGAGUUCCAGCAAAAUCCCACCGCUCACCUACAAAGUGGUGGCCGAAUGCAGCGUUUCUAAAGCGCGCGCCGGUCUCAUGACGUUGAGGCACAGCGAGGUGCGCACUCCAGUAUUUAUGCCCGUGGGCACGCAGGGCACCCUCAAGGGCAUACUGCCCGAUCAGUUGAUUGAGCUCGAUUGUCAAAUCCUACUCGGCAACACUUAUCAUUUGGGACUUCGACCGGGCAUCGAGACGCUACAAAAAGCAGGAGGGUUACACAAUUUUAUGGGCUGGCCACGCGCAAUACUCACGGAUUCGGGUGGCUUUCAGAUGGUCUCGCUGCUGCAGCUCGCGGAAAUCGAUGAGCGUGGCGUCAACUUUCGUUCGCCCUUUGAUCAAAGUGAAUGUAUGUUAACGCCCGAGCAUUCGAUGCAAAUUCAGAAUGCCAUUGGAGCGGACAUCAUGAUGCAGCUGGACGAUGUCGUGAAGACCACAACAACGGGGCCACGUGUCGAGGAGGCUAUGGAACGCACUAUUCGCUGGGUAGACCGUUGUAUCUCAGCUCACGCCCGCAACGAUGACCAAUCGCUGUUUCCCAUUGUCCAGGGAGGAUUGGAUAUUCCUCUCAGAGAGCGAUGUGUAUUUGCUUUGAUGGAGCGCCAGGUGCGCGGCUUUGCUGUGGGCGGCUUGAGUGGCGGCGAGAGCAAACAUGACUUUUGGCGCAUGGUUGAUGUGUGCACCGAUCAUCUGCCCAAAGAGAAGCCACGUUACCUGAUGGGUGUGGGCUUUGCAGCCGAUCUUGUGGUCUGCGUCGCCCUCGGAAUCGAUAUGUUUGACUGCGUCUUUCCCACACGCACAGCUCGCUUUGGUUGCGCCUUGGUAGAUGGUGGACAGUUGAAUCUGAAACAGCAGAAGUAUAAAAAUGACAUGACGCCCAUUGAUGUUGAUUGUGGUUGCAACACCUGCAAGCGUUACACCCGCUCCUAUCUGCAUCACAUUGCCACCAAUGAGAACGUCUCCUGUUCGUUACUUAGCAUCCACAACGUUGCUUUUCAGCUGCGUCUGAUGAACUCCAUGCGGGAAGCGAUCCAACGGGAUGAGUUUCCGCAGUUUGUACGCGAUUUCAUGGACAGACAUUUUGUAGGCGAACCGAUUCCCACUUGGAUACGUGAAGCGUUGGCAGCUGUCAACAUUGAACUGCCCGAGGAUGCAGUGCAGCCAACAGAGGAGCAGGAGAAGCGGACGGAAAAGAGCAGAUGAUUCUAGUAGCUACUAAAUAAUAAUUCCUUUCAAUUUAUAUUUAUUGACUUGAUAAUUACACAAUAACUGUAAUUCAAAUAUCUAAUUGGAACUGAAGUCAAAUAGUAAGAGGAUGCAGUGCAGCAAGCAGUGGAACACACAAAGCAUGCUUGCAAUCGUAUUUGAAGAAAAUUUCAAUAGGAUAAUGCAGUACAGCAAGCAGAACAACACGCGAGUCAUCUUGCAUGGAAGCAUGCAGUUCAGAAAGCAGUGUAAGACGCCAAUGAUUGAAGUAGUCACAAUAUUAUUGACUUGGCGAUUACGCAAGAAAUGUUCUUUAAUUAUUUAAAGUUAUUGAAAGGGUAUUCAAGUGUCGCUUUGCUGCUUUGAGCUUUCACAAAGCUUUGUGCUGCUCACCUAUGGGAAAAAGCUUGACUGCCAUGACGCAUGCAAGAGACCAUCAAAAACCGCUUGAAGAUCAAUUCGUUUUUCGUCUUGUACUUUAUUUUCGCUUUCCAACCAUUUACACCUAUGUACACACAUGUUUAGCUAUUAACAGGUAUAUGUGUAUAUGUGCAGAAUGCGUCUCCAACAACAGCAACGUGUGGUUUACGGUGCUUUGCUCUCUUUGGCGCUCUCUUUGGCGCUUUUACACACGUCAGACAGAGACACAGAGAUCAGCAGACAGCAAGCAUUUGACAGCAUUGGCGGCUAGACGGGCGAUUGUCGACUGAAUGGCCAUUCAGUGAGUCUCAAAGCGUCGUCGUCGUCGUUGCUUGUCGGUGAUCGCUCGAACGUUGAACGUUUGUCGUUGUGUUUGCCUGUUGCGCUCUAGCGGUUUUUUGUCUACGCAUUUUACGGUAUAAUAUUUUGAGUGACUGUUAAGUUUUCUUUUUGAUAUAAUCGCGCAAAUUAUAAAUAAAAACAGAUUGAUAAUUUGAAACCGACAACCAAUU
Messenger RNA from Drosophila albomicans, 2283 nucleotides. RefSeq names its product queuine tRNA-ribosyltransferase catalytic subunit (gene Tgt). Bases 107 to 1348 code for a protein of 413 amino acids. The record is from RefSeq and is a predicted model, not a curated record. Gene Ontology annotation, cellular component: cytosol. Lineage: Eukaryota; Metazoa; Arthropoda; Insecta; Diptera; Drosophilidae. Gene Ontology annotation, molecular function: tRNA-guanosine(34) queuine transglycosylase activity. The transcript is spliced from 2 exons.